AUGCCUUUUUUAUAGGCUGGGCCAUUAACCAAAGUGACUAUAUGCAAAGACAGAGAAGGAAAGCCGAAGUCUUUUGGAUUUGUCUGCUUUAAACACCCAGAAUCGGUGUCUUAUGCCAUAGCUUUGCUGAAUGGAAUUCGUUUAUAUGGAAGACCAAUUAAUGUGCAGUAUCGAUUUGGGAGCACUCGGUCUUCUGAACCAACUAACCAAAGUUUUGAGAGCUGUGUUAAGAUAAAUUCACACAGCUACAGAAAUGAAGAAGUCCUUGGCAGAUCUUUCUUUCCCAUGCAGUUCUUUCCAACUAAUAAUGCAGCUUUACCUCAAGAACAUUUUUUCUUUCAGAAGAUGCAGUGGCGGGCGUGUAAUCCAGCCCUGCAGCUUCCUUACUGUGAGAUGACAGCGCCUCUUCCUAAUAGCACGUCCGUGCCUCCUCCACUAAACCAUGCUCCAGAUCUGGAGGCUGGACCCAGCUCUUAUGAAUGGACUCACCAACAACCACGGGACUCUGACCUUUAUCAGAUGAAUAAACGCAAGAGGCAGAAGCACACCAGCGAUAGUGAUAGUAGCACAGGAAACACUAGAGAAAGUGAAUAUAGUCAAAAGUUCCGAAAGUGUAAGAGGAAGAAAAGAUACUAGUAUUACCUUCAAAUGAAUUUAUCUGCACUAAAAGGAAAAAAAAAGUCUGUAUUCUACUAAAUGACAAAUUCCAUGGCUUUCUUGUCUUUUUUGAAAUAUAUAAUAAUGUGGCAUCUGAUUUGCUAUUGAAAGUUUGUUUUGAAUGACAAAAACCUAAAAGUAAUAUAAUGUACUAUUUUUGCUUUUGUAAUGAUAUUGUUGACACACUGUCAACAAGAAAUAUACUUUGAGUGAUGUAUUUUAGUACUGAUGAUGAAAUUGCACUAAACUGUCAAUGAAAAGUCACUUACGAAUACGGCAUCAUGCUUUCCUAGGUUGUCUCCUAUAUAGAGUGGUAGGUUUUCUGAGUGAAACUAGUGCAGAUAUUUAAGAGUCACAUGUUGUUACUAACAGAAAUGGAAUAAGCAGACUUUAGUCUCCCUUUGCUAAUAUUUAUUUUUUAUGUCUCAAUGUGUUAUUUUUGAGCUUUAUGCUCCCACAGGUUUAUUUCAUAAAAGGAAGAUAUAUGACAGUAAUACCAAAGGAAAAAUCAUUAUUAUGGAGCUGGUUUUAGUAUCAUUCCUUUUUUAUACAGUUUAUAUAAAUACGAGCAUCUUCCUCAUAUUAAUUGUAUUGUAUUUCAUAAAAAUUAUUUGGUUAUGUUAGAAGUUAUCAACUUAUUUUACCAACUGGGUUUGAGAGGGUAUGUUUGACAUUAAGUAAAUCUUGAUAAUAAACAGUAAAUAGAAUAUUU
This is a messenger RNA of Miniopterus natalensis, 1369 nucleotides long. The record is from RefSeq and is a predicted model, not a curated record. Lineage: Eukaryota; Metazoa; Chordata; Mammalia; Chiroptera; Miniopteridae.